AUGAAAUUCAUUUCUGCGGCUUCCGUGCUGCUCUAUGCCGUCGUCGUGGCGGCGGGCAGUAACGUCAUUGAUCUUACACCCAAGAACUUUGAUGAGAUUAUCACGAACAGUGGGAGACCAGCUUUGGUCAAGUUCUUUGCUCCAUGGUGCGGACAUUGCAAGAAGAUGGCCCCGACAUAUGAUGAGUUAGGAGACGCCUUUGAGUCCGUAAAGGACAAGGUUGUUAUUGCCAAGGUUGAUGCUGAUAAGCACCGUGAACUCGGGAAACGUUUCGAGGUCAAGGGAUUCCCUACUCUCAAAUGGUUCGAUGGCAAAUCCGAAAAGCCAAUUACCUACGAUUCCGGGCGUACCCUCGAUGCCAUGAGCAAAUAUAUCACCGAUAAGACUGGUAUCAACCCUAAGGGCGCCGGUGGUGCUAAGAAGGAACCAGAAUCCCCUGUUAAGACUCUUACGGAUGCGAACUUUGAGUCUGUGGCGAAUGAUCCUUCUAAGGGUGUUUUUGUCAAGUUUUAUGCUCCUUGGUGUGGAUAUUGCAAGAUGCUCGCUCCAAUCUACGAACAGCUCGCCACAUCCUUCGCUCGUGAACCCAGCGUCGUAAUCGCCGAAGUCAACUGUGACGAAGUCUCCGCCAAAAUCGCAUGUGUCAAAUACGAAAUCGAAAGCUACCCAACCCUCAAAUACUUCCCAGCCGGAUCAUCCGAACCAAUCCACCACGAUGGUGACCGCAAGAUCGAGGGUUUGGUUGAAUACAUCAAUGAACAGGCCGGUCUUAACCGUCUCCCCGGCGGUGGGUUAAACGCCAAGGCUGGAAGAAUCGAAGUUCUUGACAAUAUCAUUAGAGAUAAAUUGCCUAAGGGACUUGUCGGUGUUCAUGAUGAGUUUGUAGAGAAGGUUAAGGGUCUUGAACAUAAAUAUGCAGCUUAUUAUGUUAAGGUUGCGAAGAAGUUGGAGGAGAAGAAGGACUAUGUUAAGAAUGAGUUGGAGAGGCUGACAAAGAUGGUUACUAAAGGCGGACUACACGUUGAUAAGGUUGAUGAUAUUACUCAGCGUCAGAAUAUCUUGAAGAGGUUCUCUGGAGAGGAGGAGCCAGUUGUUGAGAAGAAGGAUGCUGAGAAGGACGAGUUGUAA
Orbilia oligospora ATCC 24927 is the source of this 1128-nucleotide messenger RNA. RefSeq lists its product as uncharacterized. Gene Ontology annotation, molecular function: protein disulfide isomerase activity. Gene Ontology annotation, biological process: protein folding. Gene Ontology annotation, cellular component: endoplasmic reticulum. The transcript has 5 exons. Lineage: Eukaryota; Fungi; Ascomycota; Orbiliomycetes; Orbiliales; Orbiliaceae. The record is from RefSeq and is a predicted model, not a curated record. Bases 1 to 1128 code for a protein of 375 amino acids.